Messenger RNA from Sphaerulina musiva SO2202, 1194 nucleotides. RefSeq names its product NAD(P)-binding protein. NCBI's taxonomy places the organism in Eukaryota, Fungi, Ascomycota, Dothideomycetes, Mycosphaerellales, Mycosphaerellaceae. The transcript is spliced from 2 exons. The record is from RefSeq and is a predicted model, not a curated record. The coding region runs from base 55 to 1020 and encodes 321 amino acids.
UAUCGAUAUACUCACAUUUACUGACCUGCUAUUGAUACUCGUUUGAUCGGAGACAUGGCUUCGCCCGUAUACACACUGACAGAGGCGACUGCCAAUCCUCCACAGAAUAGCACCAUCCUUAUCACUGGAGCUGCAAGCGGCAUCGGCCUAGCAACCGCACUUUACCUCCACAAGCCUCAAUACAAGAACAACAUUAUAGCACUGGACAAAUCUUCCACCCCACCUCCCAUCGAAGAACUGAUCACAUCCUCCCGCUUCCUAUACCUGCCCUGUGACAUCCUCGACUGGCCCUCCCAACGCUCCGCCUUCGCAGCUGGAGCCGCCAAAUUCUCCGGCAUCGACCACGUCUUCAUCAACGCAGGAAUUUCAGAAAUCGGCGAACAAAUCUGGACAGACGUCUACGACGCAGAUGGCCAACUCCAAGAACCCAACCGAGCGACCAUCGACGUCGACAUUCGCGCCGUGGGAGAUACCUUGAAACUAGCCAUGCAUCAUCUCCGCCGUCGCCGCAAAGACCGUUCUUCUAGUUCCACCGCCGAAACUCGAGAUCGAAGUCAAGGCAGUAAUAGUAUCGUCAUGACAGCUUCUCUCGCAGGAUAUCUCGCAUCCGCAGGCGCCCCUCUCUACUCCGCAGCCAAACACGGUGUAGUGGGAUACAUGCGAGCAUUAAAACCCGACUGCGCGCAAGCCGGAAUUUCCAUCUCCGUAAUCGCGCCCGGAAUUACUCUGACUCCGAUUAUUCUCGGUCGGAAAGAAGGGCAAAGUAUAGAAAAUUGGGGCGAGGAAAUGGCUUCCAAGGGCGUUCCGAUCAAUUCUGCGGAAACGGUGGCGUUGGCUGUGGCGAAUUUGAUGGGGAUGAAAGGGUUGCAGGGGAAUGGAAGAGGAGUGGUGAUUCAGGCGAAUCGGAUGCAGGAGGUGGAAGAGGGGAUUGCGAAGGCGAGGGGGAUGUGGAUGGGGAAGGAAAUGUUGGAGUUGUUUCGGGGUGGGAGGAAUGCGCCUUUGUUUCCUAAUAAGUUGUAACACACAGCUUGUCCGAACAUGAUGAGGCAAUGCAGAUAGGUCAGUUUCCUCUACUCUCGUCUGCUAGAGAUGUACAAAUACCUCUAUACUUCUCGAACUUUGGAACUCUCGGAACGCGAUGCUGAUCACCAAGCGAGGAGUACGAAGGUAAAUUCGAAGCUGUCUACGGUGUAG